Molecule: messenger RNA, 3688 nt
Organism: Amphibalanus amphitrite
Lineage: Eukaryota; Metazoa; Arthropoda; Thecostraca; Balanomorpha; Balanidae
Gene: Uba1
Product: ubiquitin-like modifier-activating enzyme 1
Exons: 7
Coding region: 255-3536 (1093 amino acids)
Biological process (GO): protein ubiquitination; ubiquitin-dependent protein catabolic process; DNA damage response
Cellular component (GO): nucleus; cytoplasm
Molecular function (GO): ubiquitin activating enzyme activity
Source: RefSeq, a predicted model, not a curated record
GAUCCUUGUAUUCGGCGGCGCGGCGUGUGCGGUGAGUUGAUCUCGCUUUUGGAAAAUUUCGUCCGUUUUAUUGUAUGGUCUACUUUGAAGAAGUUACAAACACUGUUACUGUAUGUCUCAAUGAUUAAGGAUUACUUCGAAGAAAACACUUACUUGCAUUAAUGACUCCACUGAACCUUUAGUGGUUGGUGAGACGGUUUUCAUCUGGCGCGGGCGGACAGUCUCUGCGUUCUGUGUGGCAUCAGCGAGUAUAGAUGUCAGCAUCGGGCUCCGAGGCGGCCACACGCAGCGUCCCGAGCUCGAGCGUCUCGCCCCCGGCGGCCAAGAAGCGACGCCUGCACUCCGCUGCGGACGCCGGCACGGGACACGCCGCCAACUCAACGAUGGGCGGUGCCUGCUCGGGGGGACAGAAGAUGUCCAGGGACGGCUCCGAGACGUACGGAGAGGGAAUGACUGCUCAGAACGGCUCCGGGAACGGCCGGGUGGCGGCCAGCGGCGGCGCCGGCGCCGACAUGGCCGGUGACGCCGCCCAGCUGGACGAGGGACUCUACUCGCGCCAGCUGUACGUGCUCGGGCGCGAGGCCAUGCAGCGGAUGGCCGCCUCCAACAUCCUCAUCUCGGGCCUGCGCGGCCUCGGGGUGGAGAUCGCCAAAAAUGUGAUCCUCUCGGGCGUGAAGAGUGUCACACUGCACGACCCAGGCGCCGUGGAGAUGGCCGAUCUCAGCUCGCAGUUUUUCCUCACGGAGGCCGACAUCGGCCGCCCGCGCGCCGACGCCUGCCUCGAGAAGCUGGCAAAGCUGAACCCGUACGUGAGCACGUCAGUACACUCCGGAGAGCUGGACGCGGCCACCAUAGGCCAGUUCGGCGUGGUGGUGCUGGCCGGAGCGUCGUUGGACGAGCAGCUGCGUAUCGGCGAGGCGUGCCGCGCGCACGGCGCCGCGCUGAUCGUGGCCGACACGCGCGGCCUCUUUGGCCAGGUGUUCUGCGACUUUGGCGCCGAGUUCACGGUCCGAGACGCCACCGGUGAGAGUGCUCAGACGGCCAUGGUGGCCGGCAUCACCCGCGACGGCACCGUCACCUGCCUGGACGAGACGCGCCACGGCCUGGAGGACGGCGACCUCGUCACCUUCUCCGAGGUCAAGGGCAUGACCGAGCUGAACGACGCCAAGCCCAUCAAGAUCAAGGUCACAGGUCCGUACACGUUCAGUAUCGGCUCCACGGAGGCCUACUCCGAGUACGUCUCAGGAGGUUUGGUCACCCAGGUCAAGCAGCCCGUCACCGUGCAGUUCAAGCCACUCUCCGAGUCGAUCAAGGACCCGGAGGUUAUCCCCACCGACUUCGGUAAGCUGCACCUCAGCGGUCAGUACCACCUGGCCUUCCAGACUCUGCACGAGUUCCAGAAGCGGCACAGCCGCGCGCCGGCGCCGUGGGCCCCCGCCGACCAGCAGGCCUUCCUGGAGCUGGCCGGGGAGCUGAACGGCACGCUCAGCGCGCGGCUCGAGGAGCUCGACGAGCCGCUGCUGAAGACGUUCGCGGCCGUGAGCUCCGGUGACGUGUGUCCCGUGCAGGGCGUCAUCGGCAGCAUCGUGGCCCAGGAGGUGAUGAAGGCCUGCUCGGGCAAGUUCAUGCCGAUCCGCCAGUGGCUGUACUUUGACGCCGUCGAGUGUCUGCCCGAGGACCGCAGUGUGCUCACGGAGGCCGAGUGCGCUCCGUCCGGUUCCCGGUACGACCGGCAGAUCGCCGUGUUUGGUCGCCGGCUCCAGCAGAGGCUGGCCGACCUCAAGUACUUCGUGGUCGGCGCCGGAGCCAUCGGCUGCGAGCUGCUCAAGAACAUGGCCAUGCUCGGCGUGGGCACAGGGUCGGGCCACGUCAUCCUCACAGACAUGGACCUGAUCGAGAAGUCCAACCUGAACCGGCAAUUUUUGUUCCACAAGGAGCACGUGGGGAAGGCCAAAUCGGCCUGCGCCGCCGAGGCCGUCAAAGUCAUGAACCCGAAGAUAAACGUGAUACACAAGCUGGACCGCGUGGGACCAGAGACCGAGGCUGUGUUCGAUGACGACUUCUUCGAGUCGCUCGAUGGCGUCGCUAACGCCCUGGACAACGUCCAGGCUCGUAUAUACAUGGACCGUCGCUGUGUCUACUACCGCAAGCCGCUGCUCGAGUCGGGCACGCUGGGCACCAAGGGCAACGUGCAGGUGGUGCUGCCGCACCUGACCGAGUCCUACUCGUCCUCCCAGGACCCGCAGGAGAAGAGCAUCCCCAUCUGCACGCUCAAGAACUUCCCGAACGCUAUUGAGCACACCAUUCAAUGGGCUCGCGACAUGUUCGAAGGCUCGUUCCGCGGCAGCGCCGAGAGUGCCGCACUCUACCUGACCGACCCCAAGUUCGUGGAGAAGGCGCUGAAGCUGCCCGGAUCGCAGCCGCUGGAGACCCUGGACGCCGUGAAACGAUGCCUGGUGGACGACAGGCCGCAGUCAUUUGAUGACUGUGUGGCCUGGGCGCGUCGCCACUUCCAGGAGCAGUUCAGCAACCAGAUUCGUCAGCUGCUGUUCAACUUCCCCGCCGACCAGGUGACCAGCAGCGGCACGCCGUUCUGGUCGCCUCCCAAGCGCUGCCCGCACCCGAUCGAGUUCGACGCAGAGAACGCACUGCACGUAGACUACAUCGUGGCGGCGGCCAACCUGAAGGCGGCCGUGUACGGCCUGCCGCAGUGCCGCGACCGCUCGGCGAUUGUCUCGCUGGUGCGCCAGGUGAAGGUGCCCGAGUUCACGCCGCAGUCGGGCGUCCGUAUCGCCACCACGGAGGCCGAGGCCGAGGCGAUGACGGGCCAGCUGGACGGCGACCUGCUGCAGAAGCUGCGCGCCGAACUGCCGCCGGCCGACGCGCUGCGACCGCUCACCGUCACCCCCGCCGAGUUCGAGAAGGAUGACGACACUAACUUCCACAUCGACUUCGUCGUGGCGUGUUCAAACCUUCGCGCCGAAAACUACGGCAUCAGCCCGGCGGACCGGCAGGAGACGAAGCGCGUGGCGGGCAGCAUCAUUCCGGCGAUCGCCACCACCACGGCGCUCGUGUCCGGCCUCGUCUGUCUGGAGCUGAUUAAACUGGCGCAGGGCCACAGCAAGCUGGAGCUCUACAAGAACGCGUUCGCCAACCUGGCCCUGCCGUUCAUCGCCUUCAGCGAACCCAUCCCGUGCCCCAAGAACAAGUACUACGAGAACGAGUGGACCCUCUGGGACCGCUUCGACGUGGACGGCGAGAUGACUCUCAAGGAGUUCAUCGACUACUUCCAGGAGAAGCACAAGCUGGAGAUUUCCAUGCUAAGCCAGAAUGUGUCCAUGCUGUACUCGUUCUUCAUGCCGGCUGCUAAGCGCACCGAACGCAUGGCGAUGAAACUGUCGGACGUGGUUCGCUCCGUGUCCAAAAAGGAGAUUGAGCCUCACGUGCGCGCGCUUGUCUUGGAGAUGGUGUGUAACGACACUGACGGGGAGGACCUGGACGUGCCGUACGUGAAAUACAACCUGCCGCGCAAGUAAGCGUGCGAUAUGUUCUGUAUCUCUUAGCUGCACUGGCAUUCUGAACUACGCUCUGUAUCCGACAUUUCCGGCCAACACUGCGUGUAUUUGAUAAUGUCGUUGAGACAUGUUUGAUUAGAACAUUACAAUUGUCAAUACAUGGAUUCAGUGAA